UCAGCUCUCGGUCUUCCUGCAUUUCCAUCCCGGCGCUAAAUUGUAAAAAGGGGAGAUUUCCCCCGCCGCCGCCUCCUGCAGCCGCCACCGCCAGCACCAACCUCACCAGCCCCGCUACUGCCGCCGCCGCCGCCGCCACCAUCAUCUCCCUCCUCCUCUCCUUCUCCUCCUCCUCCUCCCUUUCUCCUCUCCUUUUGGCAGCACCAGGACGUCCGGCGUGGUGGUGGUGGUGGGGUAGUGGUAGUGGUGCUGCUGCUGCUGCCGGGGUUGCGAGCGAACGGGGUCGCCUUCGAAUCCUCCCGUUUUUUCAAGGUGCCUCGCAGAGAGCGAGCGGGGGCGAGCUGAGAGACUGCCGAGAGGCUGAAAGGCAGCGAGGAGUCACGAUGAGCACACGAGGUGACGGAGCCGGGCAGCCUUCGACUUCCGCGGCUGCCAAGGAACAACCUGCCACCGCCGAACCGCCGAAGAGGGGACGAGGGAGACCCAGGAAGCAGCCGCAAGAACCGACAGGAGAGCCAUCUCCCAAAAGACCAAGAGGAAGGCCUAAAGGAAGCAAAAACAAGAGUCCGUCGAAAGCAGCUCAGAAGAAAGCAGAAGCCACUGGAGAAAAACGACCAAGAGGCCGGCCCAGGAAAUGGCCACAGCAAGUGGUCCAGAAGAAGCCAACUAAGGAUCAGCCUGAAGAGACAUCCUCACAAGAAUCAGCAGAAGAUGAUUAGAAAACCACACCUUUCUAUUUCUACCUCAUCAGCAGUUGGAUCCUUUGAAGGGAGAAGACACUGCCAUGACCAUUGCUUCUGUUUCCACAAUCUUUCUACUUUGGCCUGGGUGGGGAGGAAGGAAGGAAUUCACAUAACCUUAAAAAGGACUUAUUAAUAAUUUCUAUUGUAAUCCCUUCAUUGUCGCAGGUUUUGUGAAACUGCUGUAACACAGGGGGACACAGAUUAAUGAUGCAACGUAUAAUUACUGUUUUCUCUUAUUUUUCUUUAACCUACUAAUAGUUUGAGCUGCUAAGUAAGGGUGAAUGGGUCAGUAAAUCUCGGAAGCAGGUUUCAAGUCAUUCACUGCACUGCAUAUAUAUGACUAUUGUAAAAUAUUAAUUAUAAUGGGCAUUUAAAUAGGAAGAACUGGUGUUUGACACUAGUUCUUACAACAUCUCUGACAACCCACUCCCUAGCUUAGUGAACUCCCUCUUUAGAACACCAAAGAUAACAAUUUAGAUGCUAGGAUUGUGUAUGCUUCAGAACGAUUCAGAAGGGCUUUGCGUCUCAUGCAAGCACAGCACCUCUCUGCUGUUCAUUAAAGCAGCCUCAAAGAAUAAUAAAACUGCUUUAAUGACCACCAGACUAGUGUUGUGUUGGUCUCACAUUAAUUUCAGUGAGUCAUUUCAUUAAAGCAGCUGCAUAAAUUCUUAGGCUGGAGUAGAAGUCUGAAAAAAGACAGGUGGCAUUAGUGAACAGCAGAGAGUUGUAUUUUGGAAGAUCUGAAGCACUUCUUUCAAAUAACUUUUGAAGCAUGCACAACCCUAUUAGAUACUAUUUUGAUAGCCGUGGACUAGAUUUGUGCUUGUUUGUUUGUUUGUUUCUCAUGUUACUGUUCUUUCAGGACACAUCAAAGACUAACUUCUUUCAAUUAAUUCAGCUGAUAAUCAGGAAGUGAGAGUCAAAAGAAAAAAAAGGUACUUUGCAACAAAAGGGAAAAAUGACAAAGAUACUUUGUAUAUUAGUGAUACACAUAUAUCUGCUGAAGUAAUACCAAAUGGAACUCAACAGCACCCUCUCUGGAAACAUGUUCAUAGACCCUGAGGUAGAACAUGCUUUCUAGAGAUUAUCAUGUUGUUUAGAAAUGACUUACAUCGGAUUAUCUUUCAAGACUGAUAUUUAGCAACUAAAUUUCAGAUUUUAGUGAAUUUAAAACAAUACCUCAGAAUGAUUUUAAAUCAUACCAUACUGGAACCAAGGGAAAUAAUUUACAUACUUAGUUUGGUUUAUUCUUGUGCUGCCAGCCCAUUCCACUUUUUCAGAGGAAUGGCUUUAUCAUCUUCACUGAUGUAUCUCCAUUCAAGAGCCAAUACUACGUACCUCAAGUGGGCUUAUUACUUUUAAGCAAUAUACAUUGACAUAGGAUGUUUAUCUGGGCAGGUCGGUCCAGUUAUAUGUCCCCAUUUUUUAUUUUAUUUUUUUUACUAAAAAGCAGCACUUUUAACAACAACUGCUAUACUACCCCACUUUUCAGUACUACCUCUGUUAUUUACAUUGAACUCAACAGUCAUAUAAAUACUUGCUGCUAUGAUCAUACAAUGCAAGAAAUUAUUAUUGGAUAAGUAAUCAUAAAUUCUGCAUUCUCCCAUCCUUUUUUUUUACUUUGUCACUUCAUUGCAAUUAAGAACACAAUACUUUUAAUGUUUUCCAGCAUUACAAUUUUUUUUUCUUUUUAAAAAUAUACUAUGCCUUUUCUCUGCUAAAUUUCUAUAUAAUGUACCAUUAACUUGAAUAUAUUUUUGUACUGAAUUGCUCAUAAGGUUUGUAAUGAUAAUUUUCUUCAUUGACACUACAUGAUAUAAAAAUUAUUAACUGCAGUGUUUAAAUAUUACUGUCCAAGUUUGUACCUCAAUUGAAUUUUUUAAAAGAAAUGGACUAGUUGAUUGACAAGACCUACCUCCAGACUAUUAAUGGAAUGAACUUGCUGUUUCUUUCAACAUUUGUUUUUGAGACAAUUUAGAACUAAAAAAAAUAAAAAUAAAAACAACAAGAAAAACCCCUAAUUAAAACUAUUUUUGUAAAAGAGCUUUGUAGAAAUGAACACAUAUUAAUUUCUUUCAUAUUAAAACCACCCCUCAAAGAAA
Messenger RNA from Candoia aspera, 2845 nucleotides. RefSeq names its product high mobility group AT-hook 2 (gene HMGA2). NCBI's taxonomy places the organism in Eukaryota, Metazoa, Chordata, Lepidosauria, Squamata, Candoiidae. Gene Ontology annotation, cellular component: chromatin; nucleus. Gene Ontology annotation, molecular function: DNA binding; transcription coregulator activity. The transcript is spliced from 5 exons. The record is from RefSeq and is a predicted model, not a curated record. Gene Ontology annotation, biological process: regulation of DNA-templated transcription. The coding region runs from base 384 to 719 and encodes 111 amino acids.